AUGGAUGGGGAAGAAGUUUGGGAUGGAGAAGAAGUUUGGAAUGGAGAAGAAUCUACUAAGUAUGGAGAAGAAAUUAAGGAAGAAGAAGUUAAGGAAGCAGAAGAAGUUAAGGAGGAUGGAGAAAAGUUAGGGAAGGAGAAAAAGUUAAGAAUGAAGAACAAGUUAGGGAAGGACAAGAAGUUAAGGUUGGAGAAAAAGUUAGGGAAGGAGAAGAAGAAGUUAAGGAUGGAGAAGUAG
Molecule: messenger RNA, 237 nt
Organism: Sphenostylis stenocarpa
Lineage: Eukaryota; Viridiplantae; Streptophyta; Magnoliopsida; Fabales; Fabaceae
Source: the annotation of a GenBank genome assembly